AUGAUUCAUCAAUUAUUAUUUAGUCAUCAAAUCUUUUAUAAAAUCUCAAAUACUUAACAAAACUAAAAGGAUAUAUGCGUGGUAUUUUAUGUUUAGUUGUAGAUCCUAAUUCAGAAAACUUAAUUAUUAGUGGAGCUACUGAUAAUUCUAUUAAAUUUUGGUCUUAUUCAUAAUACUCAACUUGGUCAUGUUCAUAAACUUUUCGAGAACAUACUAGUUAUGUAUUUGGGUUAUCUAUAAAUUAAGAUGGUACAAAAUUAGUUUCUUGUGGUAGAGAUAAACAAAUUUUGUGAAUGGAAAGAUUUAAUGGAUAAUUAUGUUAUGUUUAACAAAAGAUUUCUGAGCUUGGUUCUCGUAUAUCAUUUAUUACAAAAGAUAACUUUGUAUUUUAACCAUGCAAUGGAACACAUUUAUAAUUCUACACAAUCGAUCUAUCUACUGGAUUAUAUACAAAAUCAAAGGAACUAUAAGUUUAAGGUGCUGAAUAAGGCUGUUACUAUUAUUUUCCCUAAAUUUAUAUACCUUCAAGAUAAUUACUUAUUUCUAAAAAUGGAUAUUUUAUAAAUUUAAUAUAGUUUAACUUUGAUUCUGAAAAUUGGAAUUGUAAAUAUGUAGAAGAAGGAAUAGAAUUUGAUUAAUUUGAAAAUUUCGGAAACAUUAUUGGUACUAUGA
This is a messenger RNA of Paramecium sonneborni, 672 nucleotides long. Lineage: Eukaryota; Ciliophora; Oligohymenophorea; Peniculida; Parameciidae. The record is from the annotation of a GenBank genome assembly.